AUGGCUCCGAUCGGACUCACCGACGUCGCUGUUACAGAUUUCGUACUAAACCAACGUAACGGAGUUAAGGGUCUCGUCGACGUUAUAUCUCCAAAGACAUUGCCGUCACGUUACGUCCAACUCCCGGAGAAACGAGUCACCCCCGAGAAACUCAUGAUAGAGGCAACAACUACCGGCAAAGGCGGCUCAUUAGCACCGGUGAUUCCGGUCAUUGACGUAUCUGACUGGAACAACCCAAACGUUGCGGAAGAGAUAUAUGAUGCGUCUACAACGUUAGGGUUUUUCCAGAUAGUGAACCAUGGAGUGUCGUUGGAUGAGCAAAACAAACUGAGAGGAGUAGGUCGUGCAUUUUUCGAUUUGUCGGCGGAGGAGAAGAAACGGUACUGGGAGGAAAGUUCAGUAUCGGAGACGGCCUCGUACAUGACAAGUUUCAAACCCUCCAUGGAGGCUAAGUUGGAGUGGAGGGACGCUCUCAAGUUUGACUUUAAGAAUCGUUACGACCAAGUGGACUUCGCUGCCACCUGGCCUACUGUGUGCAGGGACGAGGUUGUAAAGCAUUCCGAUAACAUGAAGCCGAUCGGUAAGAAGAUUCUUGAAAUACUGAUGAAGAAUCUAAACGCAAGAAUGGUAGAGAAAACUCUAAUGGGAUCUUUGAGGAUGAACAUCAACUAUUAUCCCAAGUGUCCAGAGCCGAAACUAGCCGUGGGAACGGGUCGUCACUGCGACAUGAACACCCUCACACUUCUUCUCCAAGACGACAUAAUAGGAACCCUUUAUGCUCGAUGCGGUGACAAGUGGCUCCAUGUCCCUCCAGUUAUGGGAGCCCUAGUGGUUAACAUUGGAGACGUACUACAGAUCUUGAGCAACGAUCGGUACAAGAGCGCGGAGCAUUUGGUGAUGGCUAAUCAGUUUCUUAGCCGGGUUUCAUUUGCGUAUUAUCUCGGACCUGGUUACGAUUCCGUUAUCGAGCCGUUACGUGAGGUGCUACAAAAUGGUGAGAAACCACUGUACAAGGCCACAAAGUAUGCGGAUUACAUGAAAUAUUACUUUGGUAGGCCGCAUUCGGCCGGUAAUAAAACUAUCGAAUCGGUCAAGUUACAUUGA
Molecule: messenger RNA, 1104 nt
Organism: Microthlaspi erraticum
Lineage: Eukaryota; Viridiplantae; Streptophyta; Magnoliopsida; Brassicales; Brassicaceae
Source: the annotation of a GenBank genome assembly